Cylas formicarius (sweet potato weevil) is the source of this 2264-nucleotide messenger RNA. RefSeq lists its product as uncharacterized. The record is from RefSeq and is a predicted model, not a curated record. NCBI's taxonomy places the organism in Eukaryota, Metazoa, Arthropoda, Insecta, Coleoptera, Brentidae. The transcript is spliced from 11 exons. The coding region runs from base 1000 to 2235 and encodes 411 amino acids. Gene Ontology annotation, molecular function: protein binding.
GUUGCCUAGGCAACCAGUGAAUGUAUUCAUCUCCCAGCACUGGUGUGUUUCUAUUUUGUGUUCUCAUUUGUGCGUGUUUAUUUUAUAGAGCUCUGUUGGUUGAUUUUUCAUAUUUUGUAAUUGAUUAUUUCUAUAUUGCCAAGUAAUUUGUACAAAUAAGGAUUCAAAAAAAUUGGCCUUCGCUGCAACCGAUCGAGUGACUCUGGGUUGACGGGCGUCUGCAAUCAGUGAUAAGUGUCCCAUUCUGAAAUUACGUUCACUCUAGAUUCGAAUUUUCCACCCCGUGUCUACUCUAGGCCAGCACAAAGUAGAGAGGAAUUUAUUCAACUGUAUUGACGAUAUGGAAGGAGGUCUUCGAUGGCAGUAAUAUUUCUUUCGUUUACCGAGAUGUUUGGACGUCCAAUGAAUGAAUAGUACUCUAGUGAUGUUCUAGCUGCUUUAAAAAUAUUGAUCCAGCGAUAAACAGAAUUUUCAUUUUCGUUAAAUUGUCCUUCUCAAAUAUCGGAUCCGUGUAUAACAAUCGUUGCCCAUUUCUGGGAUUCUGCAUUAUUUAAUUGCAAGGGAAAGUUUUGGAACUAUUUUGAACACGGAAACGGAAAACCAAAUACAGACCUUCAAUUUUUAACUCUAAUAUGAGGACGUCCUACAUUUAAUUUCAACACGUGGUCCAUUUUAAAAUGUAAGGUAACCAGCACCAGUCCGUCAGAACUGUCGAUUUUCAACGAAACAAGAAGAUGCAAACACGCACUCAGAGCAGGUCCGAGAUCGAAGUAUAUUUGGAACGCUUUUACACAAAUUAACAAACUACAACGGACGUUAUUAGCAAUCGUCGGGCGACUUUAAUGACGUAAUACCGGGCACGUCAAUCAGUCUUAUUCAAGUCGGUAUUUAAGUCUUCUACGGCACUGCUGUUUUCGUUAUUCACCCCUAUUGCACCCGGAUGAUUCUUGGCGGUAGCAGGGGGCAGGGGCUGCUGCAAAAUAAGGAAAUUCCAUCCUGAUGGCAGAUCGCGAUUCUAAGAAAAUUGAUAGUCGAACUGACUCCGCGGAAAUUUCACGAAGACAUAAUAUACCACUUACUCAGUCAUCUGCACCAGCAUCUGCGUCUUCCAAGAUGACUGGGUCAUCUAUUGGUACCGCCUUGGGUCCUAAACUGGAUCAAAUUGAAAUAUCACCCACCCAAAUAACUAGGAGAACAACGUUAAAAGAAAACUUGCUAAUAGAUGGAAAAAUCAGCAUAUUCUCACAAAUAGAAGGUCACAGGGAAGCUCUAUGCUGUAAAUACAAUGAAGAAUAUGAUUAUGUGGCGGUAGGAUACUCGGACGGAGUUAUUAAAAUGUAUCAGAGUGAUAAUGGAGAGCAUGUAUUUACUUUAGCUGAUUCUGAUGUUUUUGAAAACAGAGCACCAGUUACUUGCAUUAAACACAGGCCAGUAUCAAAGAUAUAUCCCGUUACACACUGUUAUACAGGAACAUAUGCGAAUGGUUGCGUAAAGUGUUGGAGUUAUAAUUUUAAUGAAUGUUUGUAUACAAUUAGAGAAAAACGUCAAACGUUUGGGAUUACUUAUCAUCCUCGUUUCCCAAAAUUUGUCACAUAUGGAGAUGACUUGAAAGUAUACUUUUAUGAUGAAGAAACUAGAACCCAAGAGCGUGUGUUGACAAGCAGUGAUAACAAAGACCUUCAUGAUGGUCAUAUGUCCAGAGUGUUUGCCGCCUGUUUCCAUCCUAAAAACAACUAUGAACUGUUAACAGGGGGUUGGGAUAAUGUGGUCCAAUUCUGGGACCUUCGACAGCCUCAUGCAAUCCGGCACUUGUCGGGACUUCACAUUUGUGGUGAAGGAAUUGACAUCAAUCAAAGGGGGACGGAAAUUUUGAUUUGCUCGUGGCAAAAAGGAGAUCCUAUUCAAAUAUUCGAUUAUGGUAGUGGGCAGCGAUUGUAUAGUUUAGAACCGGAUAUAUAUAAUAGCAAGUUGUACUGUGGAAAAUAUGCAACAAAAGAUUUUGUGGUUUGCGCUGGGACUGAUCCGAAUCUAAUAAGGAUAAUAGAUCUACAAACUUCGGCGACGUCGGCCUUUAUAAGUCAACUCCCAGGAGCAGUUUAUGCUUUGGAUUUAGGCCCCAGCAAACUCAGAAAAGAAACCAAACAAGAGAAAGCAUCUGUAAAAAGUGACCCAGCCAUUAUUCCUAAAAUAGCAUUCGUGUCGGCCAAAAGGCUCUAUCAAGUGGAUUUUUUCUAAUUUAAUGGGAAUAAAACCAGCUUUCCAAA